UGGACUGAAUCCAAUUGUGUGAAGAAAACAAGAUUUUCUGAACCAGAAGAUGUUCAUCUUGUCAAGGAUAGGGAGAACAAAUAUUCAUUCAGCAAUGAAAGGAUCUUGAACCCAAAUGUAUCUGGUUCCGAGCAAGAAUCUCUUUGUUCUACUGAAAGAGUACAGGAGUUCCCAAGUUACCUGAAUGAAAUGCUGGGAGAAUUAUCAGCUGGAAGCACCCAUGAAGAGAUUGAUGUCUACAAGCCAAAAACUGUAAAGACAUCAAAUGUUGCAAAGACCCCUAGAAUGACUCCAGCUAAAGCUUCUGCAACAAAGAGACGGACGGAGGCACCAACGACAACCCAAAUUCGUCCUAGUCGUGAAUCGCUUCCUGCAUCAAGAACGCCAGCAAAUAAAUCAGUUCAGCAAAUACGGAGAGCCUCACUGCCUUUUCUUGCUAGAGCUUCACCUGUGGAAUCCCCUUGCAGAUCCAAUGCUAAUCUCCUUGGGCAAAUGAACUCCCCAGAUGUCUCUGUAAAUGCUCCACGAAUUGACAAGAUGGUUGAGUUUCCAUUGGCCUCAUCUGAGGACCCAUUCUUUCACAUCCGUAGAACUUUGUCACCGUCUGCACAUGGCUCUUCCUCUACCUCACCACAUUGUGGUGACCGUUCCCUCACCAAAGACAAGUGUACAGUCCAAAUACAGGAUAUACCGUUAGCAAGGGCAAGCUUCAGUGAUGCAUGGCAUGGAAUUCGAUACAAAACAUAUCAGUUAGGUGUGGAAGGUGGAAGUGAAUGCUCAGACAGGAACCCAACUGCUGGAGCAUCAGGCUGGACCUCACCUGACUAUCUGCAGCGUCGGUUUGACACCUCGUCAUACCAGCAACGAGCUGAGGCAUUGGAAGGUUUGCUUGAAUUCAGUGCACAAUUAUUGCAUCAAGAGAGGUUUGAAGAGCUUGGAGUUUUAUUGAAGCCAUUUGGGCCUGGGAAGGUUUCUUCUAGGGAGACUGCUAUCUGGUUAACUAAGAGCUUUAAGGAGACUACUAUGAGACAGGAAGAUUAAGAAAUUUAAGGGCUCAAAUAAAAAAUGAAUUUAAUCAUGUUCUUCAAAUUUGAUAAUCAGAUCAUCAAGCUAAUUGAUUGCAUUUUCCUGUCA
Molecule: messenger RNA, 1134 nt
Organism: Macadamia integrifolia
Lineage: Eukaryota; Viridiplantae; Streptophyta; Magnoliopsida; Proteales; Proteaceae
Product: serine/threonine-protein kinase Nek2-like
Exons: 2
Source: RefSeq, a predicted model, not a curated record